Molecule: messenger RNA, 1671 nt
Organism: Trichoderma gamsii
Lineage: Eukaryota; Fungi; Ascomycota; Sordariomycetes; Hypocreales; Hypocreaceae
Product: amidase
Exons: 1
Coding region: 1-1671 (556 amino acids)
Source: RefSeq, a predicted model, not a curated record
AUGGCUGCCAGACACCUUCUACAAGUUUUAAUGUUAUUGGCAUACUCUCUUCCCCUCAGCCAAUGUGCCCCGGGAAGUGGCCGCGUCGAACUCCCUUCUUUGCUCGACGCGACGCUGGAUGAGCUGCAGUCGGGCCUCAAUGCCGGACAUUUCACCAGCGUGGACUUGAUCCGGGCCUACACCGCCAGAAUCGACGAAGUCAACUCGCGGCUGCACGCUGUCAACGAGAUCAACCCGGAUGCUGUUUCCAUCGCCGCACAUCAUGACGCCUUGAGAUAUUCUGGAAAUCUCAUCGGCCCGCUUCACGGGAUCCCAGUCGUGAUCAAGGACAACAUUGGCACGGCCGACAAGAUGAACAACACGGCUGGGUCGUACGCGCUUCUGGGCGCCGAAAUCCCAGAGGACAGCACAGUUGCACGCAAGCUACGCGAGGCUGGCGCCAUUAUUCUCGGCAAGGCUAAUCUAGCGCAGUGGUCUGGUGCUCGUGGAGAUAUUACCCAGGGAUGGUCUGCGUAUGGCGGGCAGUGCAUCGGCGCGUACUACCCCGACAUGGACCCCGAUGGUUCUUCGUCUGGCAGCGGUACCGCGGCCUCGGUUGGUUUGGCCUGGGCGGCACUGGGAACCGAUACGACUGGUUCCAUUGCGGAUCCAUCGAGCAAGCAUAACUUGGUCGGAAUCAAGCCCACCAUGGGGCUGACGUCGCGGUAUCUCGUCGUUCCCAUUUCGGAGCACCAGGAUACCGUUGGACCAAUGGCGCGAACGGUCAAGGAUGCGGCGUACUUGUUAUCGGCCAUUGCUGGAUCUGACGAGCACGACAAUUACACGUCUGCAUCGCCGUUUGGAGAUCAAGUGCCAGACUAUGUCGCUGCUUGUAAGGGCAAGGGUCUGCAUGGGAGGCGGAUUGGCGUCCCUCGGCAUAUGGUGCAACUGGGGCCUAACAAACCUAGCGAUUAUAUGCUUGGGAUAUUCGACUCUGCGGUGGACGUCUUGCGAGCUCAGGGUGCUGAAGUUAUAGACGACAUCAUCCUGCCUGGCGCAGCGGACUUGCUGAACAGCAAAUACAGCCCCUUUGUCACAGGCCCAGACAUAAUGGCCAACAUACCUCGAUACUUUUCGCAGCUCAAAACGAACCCUAAUAAUAUCACUACAAUGGUUCAACUACGCGAAUUCAUCCAAAACGAUGCUCGUGAAGGGUAUCCCGAGAAAAACACCAGUUCUUGGGACAGAGGCAUCAGCAGAGGCUACGAUAAUACCUCGCCAGUGUGGUGGGGAAACUACACGGCCCAGGCAGAGCUCGCCGGCCCUCAGGGAAUCGCCGGCGCGGUGAAGAAGUACUCUCUCGAUGCUAUAGUCCUGCCCACGGAAUAUCUGAGCAAGCUUGCAGCUCCUCUAGGCAAUCCGGUCAUUUCAGUGCCUGUAGGACGGACGCCCGACGACACGCCUCUGGAGAAGAAUGAGUUUGGAACUUUGAACAUCAAGGGUCCGAACCAGCCGUUUGGGCUGGGUUUUACGGGCGCGCGGUUCAGUGAGGAGGUACUUUUUGAAAUUGCGUAUGCGUUUGAGCAGGCGACGAUGGUGCGCAGGACGAUUAUUCCUUAUAUUCAGCCAAAGACGGAGCUGAAAGACAUUGUGGGAAAGAGACAGGAUACAAAUGGGAAUUUGGAGUUGUAG